CAUAUUUUAAUUAAAAUAUGUAUAAAGAAUUAAAUCUGUGUUUAAUUAUAAUAAUAGCCGCGUUUAAGGGCUAUCGGUCUGAAUGCAAGAUAACUGAGGAGCAACUGGACAAUUGUUUUCAUGAUGCCAUGUUCCUUGGUAAUCUCGACUCCAUUAUACCCUCUAAUGAGGAUGAAAUGAGCCACCACUGCAGUACAAUAAAUGGUGGAGUGAACUGUGCCCGCGACUACUCGGCCUCGUGUUUGACAGGUUUCCCGCAACAAGUGACGGAAAUGGUGUUGACAAAUAUGGGCCAUCAUAUGGAGUCGCGCUGUAAUAAGCCGUCCGAAAGGGCAGAGUUUCUCGAAAAUGUCAAAUGCUUUUUGCCCAAAGAGAAGAUGAAACCGUUGCACGUCUGCGGCGAUAAACACACGAAGUUCAUGGAAAUCGCAUCCAAGAUGUCCAAAGAGGACGCACACCUGGCCUUCAUGUGCUGUGCCUAUCAGGUGUUCAAACACUGUAUCCUCACGAAUACCAUACAAAUCUGUAGCGAAGGACACGCCCAGUAUUGGGAUGAGAUCUUCGAGGAAGUGGCGUCGGAAGCGGUGACCUUCGCGUGCAGUGAUUUCGAUAGCGUUGACAAGUGUGCGGCCAAAUUGAAGCCCGAAGACUGGGCUAAGAUUAAGACUAUUGAUCAGGCAACUGAUCCGGCUGUUUGGGCCCACAAUAUGAGGACACCUAUUAAAUUUAUGCUCGAAAUGAUCAAUAAGUUUCAUAUGGACUCGUAA
Molecule: messenger RNA, 767 nt
Organism: Oppiella nova
Lineage: Eukaryota; Metazoa; Arthropoda; Arachnida; Sarcoptiformes; Oppiidae
Source: the annotation of a GenBank genome assembly